CUGGGAUCUUCCCGCCGGCCCGCCCGCCCUUCCAGUCGCCCCGGGCGGGGUCUGCAUCUCGCCGGUCGGGCCGUGGGAUCGAAAUUCGUGGUAACCACGAACUGAAGGAGCUGAAGCAGCCCGGAGAACUGGAGAAAACCGCUCUAAUCUGACGACUUCAGCUAAAAGCUGACGCUACAUGACUCUGGGAUGACUUCUCUGAGAUCCCUCCAGACCUGAGCCCUUUGCUAGAGCCAUGCUGGUGGCCCAGUGACCAGGUGAUUAGCACUCCUUGUGCCUGCGACCCAGGACCCUGGCUCACCACAGUGAAGCAGGAUGCUUCAGCAGUUGAAUGGCCACAGUUCCAGCUCUCAUGACCAAAGCAAAGUGUCCCUCAGAGAAGACAUACAAGAGUUCCUGAGUGGGGAGGCCCCAUUGCACCAGUUAGAUGACCUCACCAAGGUGAAUCCUGUGACACUGGAGACAGUUCUAAGGUGCCUGCAGGCCCGGUACAUGGUGGACACAUUCUACACCAAUGCUGGCUGCACCUUGGUAGCUUUGAACCCCUUCAAGCCUGUCCCUGGGCUCUACUCUCCAGAAAUGAUGAGAGAAUACCAUGCUGCAUCUCAACCCCAGAAACUGAAACCCCACAUCUUCACUGUGGGUGAACAGACCUACAGGAAUGUCAAGAGCCUGAUUGAGCCAGUUAACCAGUCUAUUGUGGUCAGUGGAGAGAGUGGUGCUGGAAAGACAUGGACGUCCCGCUGCCUGAUGAAAUUCUAUGCUGUCGUAGCUACCUCACCCACUUCCUGGGAGAACCAUAAGAUUGCCGAGAGGAUCGAACAGCGGAUCCUGAAUUCCAACCCUGUCAUGGAAGCUUUUGGGAAUGCAUGUACGCUGAGGAAUGACAACAGCAGUCGCUUUGGGAAGUUCAUCCAGCUCCAGCUGAACAGGGCCCAGCAGAUGACAGGAGCUGCAGUCCAGACCUACCUCCUAGAGAAAACUCGUGUGGCCUGCCAGGCUUCCAGUGAGAGGAACUUCCACAUUUUCUAUCAGAUAUGCAAAGGAGCCAGUGAGGAGGAGAGGGUCCAGUGGCACCUCCCCAAGGGAUCCACCUUCUCCUGGCUGCCCAACCCAGAGAGAACUUUGGAAGAGGAUUGUUUUGAGGUGACCAGAGAGGCCAUGCUCCAUUUGGGCAUCGAUACCCCCACCCAGAACAACAUCUUUAAGGUCCUAGCUGGACUGCUACACCUUGGCAAUGUCCAAUUUGCAGACUCAGAGGAUGAAGCCCAGCCCUGCCAACUGACGGAAGAGGCCAAGUGCUCUGUCAGGACAUCAGCCUCGUUACUGCAGCUCCCAGAGAACAUGCUGCUGGAGACAUUGCGGAUUAGAACCAUCAGGGCGGGCAGGCAGCAGCAGGUGUUCCGGAAGGCCUGCUCCCGAGCUGAGUGUGACACCCGCAGAGACUGUCUGGCCAAACUGGUCUAUGCACGGCUGUUUGACUGGCUGGUGUUGGUGAUCAACAGUAGCAUCUAUGCAGACCCCGACUCAUGGACCACUUUCAUAGGUCUGCUGGAUGUGUAUGGAUUUGAGUCAUUUCCUGACAACAGUCUGGAACAGUUGUGCAUCAACUAUGCCAAUGAGAAGCUACAGCAACACUUUGUGGCUCACUACCUCAGGGCUCAGCAGGAGGAAUACGCAGUGGAAGGCCUGGAGUGGUCAUUUGUCAAUUACCAGGACAACCAGACCUGCUUGGAUCUCAUCGAGGGAAGCCCUAUCAGCAUCUGCUCCCUCAUAAACGAGGAGUGCCGCCUAAAUCGGCCAAGCAGUGCAGCCCAGCUCCAGACACGCAUUGAGAGUGCCUUGGCAGGUAGCCCCUGCUUAGGCCACAAUAAGCUCAGCCGGGAGCCCAGUUUUGUGGUGGUGCAUUUUGCAGGGCCUGUGCGGUACCACACAGCAGGCCUGGUGGAGAAGAACAAGGACCCCGUCCCUCCUGAACUGACUGGGCUCUUGCAGCAAUCCCAGCACUCCUUACUCACUGUGCUGUUUCCUACUGACCCCAAAGAGAAGACCCAGGAAAAACCCUCUGGCCAGAACAGGACCCCUGCAUUGACUGUGGUGUCCAAGUUCAAGGCUUCCCUGGAGCAGCUCCUGCGGAUCCUGCAGAACACCACACCCCACUACAUUCGCUGUAUUAAGCCCAACAGCCAGGGCCAGCCACAGAGCUUCCUCCAAGAGGAGGUCCUGAGCCAACUGGAGGCCUGUGGCCUUGUAGAGACCAUUCAUAUCAGUGCUGCUGGCUUCCCCAUUCGGGUCUCUCACCAGAACUUUAUGGAACGAUAUGAGUUACUGAGAAGGCUCUGUCCUCAAGCAUCCUCAAGUUUCCAUAACCCAUAUUCUGCCAAAGAGCACUCUGAACAGCCACCACAGGGUGAGGCGGCCACACUGCAGACUCUCCUCCAGGACAUUCUCCACAUUCUGCCAGCACUAACUGGGACAGCAGCCACACCUGUUGAUUCAGCUGAGUGCACACCAGCUCCACUGCAGUGUGGCAGGACCAAGGUGUUCAUGACUGACUUCAUGCUAGAGCUUCUGGAAAACAGACGUACGCAGGUGCUGGAGCAGUGUGCCCGCUGCAUCCAGUGUGGCUGGAGACAACACCAGCGUAGAAAGCAGAAGAGGCAGAGGCGAGCUGCCACCCUCAUUCAGGCAGCCGUUCGUUCCUGGUUAACUCGGAAACACAUCCAGAGGCUGCACAUAGCAGCCACAGUCAUCAAGCACGCAUGGCAGAAGUGGAGAAUCAGAAUGGCCUUCCUUGCUUCUAAAGAACUGGAUGGUUUGGAAGAAAAACACUUUUCCCAAGCUCAUGGUUCCCCGAACUCUCCACUGCCCCCAAUGCAGACCAGGCUCCUAGGGGCAAUAAUCCGGCUUUGGCCUCUAGGACUAGUCCUGGCCAAUGCAGCUGUGGGUAUACGCGGCUUUCAGAGAAAACUGGUAGUCCAUGCCUGCCUCCAGCUUCCCUCAAGCAGCUCCAGGAGCUCCAGUGUCCAGACAGCACAACAAGACCAGGCUGGUGUCAGGUCCAUCCGAGCACUACCUCAGGGCUCGAUAAGGUUUCACUGCAGAAAGUCUCCACUGCGCUACGCCGACACCUGCCCUGAACCUUCACCCUCUAGUGUUACUGGCUUUAAUCAGAUUCUGCUAGAAAAACACAGGCCAAUCCAUGUGUGACCUCUUCUUACCCUCUGGU
Molecule: messenger RNA, 3229 nt
Organism: Urocitellus parryii (Arctic ground squirrel)
Lineage: Eukaryota; Metazoa; Chordata; Mammalia; Rodentia; Sciuridae
Gene: Myo19
Product: myosin XIX
Biological process (GO): actin filament organization
Cellular component (GO): membrane; cytoplasm; myosin complex
Molecular function (GO): ATP binding; actin filament binding; microfilament motor activity
Source: RefSeq, a predicted model, not a curated record